This is a messenger RNA of Ambispora leptoticha, 1557 nucleotides long. The record is from the annotation of a GenBank genome assembly. Lineage: Eukaryota; Fungi; Glomeromycota; Glomeromycetes; Archaeosporales; Ambisporaceae.
AUGACUAAUUCAAAUAUAAUUUAUUCAAAAAUAACUGUGAUAUCAUUGGCGUUACUAUUCGUUUGCGUAUUUUUCCAAGCUUUUGAAUCUAAAUUUCAUGAACUUAUAAAAAAGGAUUUGAUUGCGAAUUUCAAACGAAUUUUUGCUCCGAUCUCGAAUGAAACAGUAACGACUUGGUCUGGGAGAGAAAUUAGGCCGAAAUAUUUUUUUCAACCUGAAUCUCUUGAAGACAUUCAGGAUAUCAUAAGAAACGCAAAAGAAACUGGGAAUAAGAUUCGUUGUAUUGGUCAAGGGCACACGUCGAGCUCGUUGUCAGUCACAAAAGAUUAUCUGGUGGAUAUCAAUAACCUAAAUAACGUGAGUGAAAUAAAAUGGACCAUCGAACACGGAUGGACAGUUACUGCUCUAGCAGGCACUCGAAUCAAUAACAUCGAACGCGCAUUAUUGGAAAAUAAUCCACCUUUGGCUUUCGAAUCAAUGACCUAUCAGAAUUUUUUUACAGCUUCUGGAGUUGUUGCAGUUGGUUGUCAUGGUGCCAAAACUGGAGGACCAAGUGUAUCUGAUCUAGUUGUCAAAUUGCAAAUAGUUACUAGUGAUGGUACAUUAAAGGAGUUCUCUAAUGAAAAAGAUGCAGAAGAAAUGAACGCAGCACGAUUAAAUCUAGGUCUAUUCGGUAUUAUCUAUUCCGUUACUUUUCGCGUUGAGCCACUUUUUAACUUGCGCGCAUAUGAUAUUAUACUCCCAUUAAAAGGCUGGCUUAACCCGGAAAACAUCAAACAAAAGUUUGAUAAUUCCGAUUCUUUGAUUAUUAUAUAUUUUCCAUUUAACCAAGGCAAAGCUGAUAUUUCUAAUGAUGAGAUUCGUAUAAAACAGUUUGUUAGAACACAAGAUCCAGCAACCUCUCAAAAUUCGACAACAACGAAUAACACAAUCCCUAAUAAUUCUUCUGCACAAGCUGUACCAGACAUACUCAAGAAUCCCGAGCUAACCCCCAUGUUAAAAGGAGAACAAUGGAAAAUAGUAAAAAAUUCAAUUAAAAACGUUACCUUAAUCGCCACCGAAGCUUUGCAUUAUCGCUCUGAUAUAGAGACCGUUCAAGGUCAUGAUGUAGAAUUCGCGCUUAAAGUUGAUUCGGAUUUCACGAAUGUUGCAACCGAAUUUUCGUAUUUUAUAAACAAAAUUGGAGAAUACGCGGAAAAAGGCAAAUUUCCAAUUAACGUUUACGGGUUGAUUAGAAUGAUACGGGCUUCUUCGGCUUUAUUAUCUCCUGUAUUUGACAACGAUCCGAAUGCAAUUUAUUGUUUCCUUGAGUUCAGUUCAUUGAAGGGCACUCGCGAUUAUCCAGAAUUUUAUGAGGAAAUUACCGCAAGAUGGAUCAAGAAGUAUAAAACUAGACCACAUUGGGCUAAAGAAUGGGAACCUGCACCAGGCAUUCAAAAAUUCCUUCACGAAGAAUUAGGUGAACGUCUUGCAAAGUUUGAGAAAAGUCGUGCUAAAUAUGAUCCUGAAAAAACAUUUUUCGACAACAAGAUAUUGCAAAAAGUGUUUUAUGGUUAA